Messenger RNA from Eriocheir sinensis (Chinese mitten crab), 2219 nucleotides. RefSeq names its product tRNA pseudouridine synthase Pus10-like (gene Pus10). The record is from RefSeq and is a predicted model, not a curated record. Gene Ontology annotation, molecular function: pseudouridine synthase activity; RNA binding. Bases 470 to 2077 code for a protein of 535 amino acids. The transcript is spliced from 11 exons. NCBI's taxonomy places the organism in Eukaryota, Metazoa, Arthropoda, Malacostraca, Decapoda, Varunidae. Gene Ontology annotation, biological process: tRNA pseudouridine synthesis.
UUAUCUGGACGACAAAGCUGCAGUAAAUAUCUUUUAAGAAGUCAUGGUAUCCUUCCUUUAGAAGUACAGUGUCCAGACUGUAAACUUCUCUGUAUUUAUAGGGAGGAGAGGCAGCAGCAGCAGUAGCGCUACCAAAACCAUCAACAUCUGGCCAGCAAGGAGCAGCCGAUUCAAAGGCCUAGCAAAAAAAAUGAGCCACCUGCAACACCAAGAUCAAGAUAUGCCUAAGAAGGUGAAACUGAAAAGGGGAUAACAGUUUGAGGCUCGCCAUUCCCAGACCGAGACCAGGCGGCGGGUUUGUUUACCUCUGGCCAGCUGAGGAGCGCCUGCCCGCCACGUGCUGGGGUGUGUAGUGUGUGCUGCCUCCACGCCGUGCCGCUGAUACCAGAACACCAAACCAAGGAGUUCUUUUCGCCGUCACCUACAAGGAUUAGUGUUAUAUUCUAGAGGCCAAUUGGUGAGGUUCAGGAUGGCGAUGGGCGGCGCCGCGCUCGCCCUGCUGGAGGCUGCCGGGUGCUGCCGCCGCUGCCUGCUGGUCUUCAUGGGGGACCGCACGGACGCCCUGUACGAGGACAUUCCCAAGGUCAACGAGGCCAUUGAGGCGUGCGUCAAGAAACUGGACGGGCACAGUGAUGAGGUACAGGACUCAAUACAACAUUCCAAAAUCUCAGAAACUGUAGCAGUCCAAGAAUGUUUAGACGACACUGGAAAGACUGUGUCAGAUGAAGAACCCGUCAGGAUGGAGACUCAUGAUUCCAGAAAUUGUUCAAAGAAGCCGAAAUUUGAAGCUUGUGUUGCCUGCAUUGGUGUUCUUCAGUGGGGCUGCUCUAAGGAGGCCAUAAAAAGGCUGAGUGAUGCCAUUAAGGAUGGUGGCCAUGAUGCUGAUGGGUUCAGCCUCUCUCUCUCCCUCCCCGUCUCCGUCAGUCUUCGGGUUCACCGCCUCUGGUCACUCCUCCUCAAAGCCUGUCCACAAUUUCCAGUCCAAGGCCGAGAAGAUCACAUCGGCACGCUGAAAGAUAUUUGGAAAAAUGUUAUUGGUCCACAGGUGGAAUCUGCUACAGGGAAAACAUUCAUUCAUGGCAUCUAUCAUGAUUUUGUCCUGAAUGUUGUUUGCUCAUAUGUCAAUGACCUCGAAGACUGCAAGAUAAUGGAUGAACUGUGCCGUACAAUGUUUGCUACACGCCAGAAACAGCACAAGAAGCACGCCAAUAAUGUGUACUCCAAACAAGCUAUUGAUACUGCUUUCAAGAAACUGAGUGAUUCAGACUUGCUGAAGGUGUGCCCUGAGCCCCCCAGCACACCCAGUGAGGUGAUCACCUUUGCCACCAUUCAGUGCCAGCAGGCUCCCAUGUACAUGGCUGGUAGAUAUAAUAAGUACAGCAGAGACUUGCCACAGACACCUUGGUUUGUGGAAGGGGAGCGCAAGAUGGGGUCCAGUGUGCAGGAACUUAUCUGUGAUAUACUCAACCAAACUGUUCAUGCUGAAGAUAUGAAGUUCUCUUCAUCAGGAAGAGAAGAUGUUGAUGUGAGAUGUUUGGGAAAUGGCCGACCCUUUGUGGUGGAGUUUAUCAACCCUCAGCGGACAAAGCUGAGCAAGGAAGAGCUUGCUUCCCUGCAACUUGCUAUUAAUAAUGCAACCAAGCUAAUCAGAGUGAGGGACAUGCAGAUUGUUGAAAAAAAGGACCUAAAGAAUCUCAAAGAAGGUGAAGAGGAGAAAACAAAGGCUUACUGUGCCCUUUGUAUUGCUUCCAAGGGCUAUGAUUGCUCUGCCCUGGAGGCCUUGUCCACGAUGCCACAGGUGGUAAUCCAACAGAAGACUCCCCUGCGUGUUCUGCACCGCCGGCCCCUUGCCACGCGCCCCAGGACCAUCCUCAGCAUCAGGGCUCAGCCAGUGGACCAACACUUUUUCAAGCUUCACCUCACAACUCAAGCUGGGACUUACAUAAAGGAAUUUGUGCACGGUGACCUGGGCCGCACUGUCCCAAACCUUGGUGAAAUCUUAGGUUGUAAAGUGGACAUAAUUGCAUUGGAUGUUGAGAAUGUUGCCUUGGAUUGGCCUCCAAAAUGUGGUGACUGACCCUAAGUCACCUUAUGUACUAGUGGUGAAUAAAUGGUGAGUUUUGAGGUUGUCAAGUGUGAUUAAUGCCUUUUAAAAGUUAAUUUUUACACUUUAUAGGAGAAAAGCCAAAGUUUUAAAUAAAUGAACAUGUACAAAUAAA